AUGAAAGACAAUGAGGGGCUGCUCUUUGUGAAUAAUAUAUUUCCAUCCAAACUACAAUGGCUGCUGCUGGGUUCUUUCAGUGGGAUGCACUCGUAUGAGGAAGCCGUGAAGAGGAUUAAUAGACCCCAUUUUGCCGCCUCUGAUACACGUCAAAUUAUCAAUCGAGCGAUACCACCGAACCCAAAUUACGAGGUCCAAGAAGUGAUUCCAAGGUUUAGAGAAGGCGGGGCGUUCGUGAAGUACAUCCGCAAGGCCGACAUCAAAGACACAGAGAUUGAAGCCUCUAUCACAGAGCAUCUGAGAGAACAUCCUAUCAGGCCCUGGUUCAACCCCUUCCAGGAAGUGAGAGUCUCGCGCGUUAUUGGAAGACCGUGGAUCGAGGAUCUCUACCGCAUCCCGAGCCCGCGUCUCAAAGUUUCCUUCUUUCCCGUCUCUCCCGAAGCAUCGGCGGCAGACCUCAGCAUAGAGACACUGUAUGCCCUUUUCCGAGGAUAUGGUAAAAUCGAGGACAUCGAGAAACAGCCGUCCGACUCCAAAGUCUCUCCGCGAUAUGCCUAUGUGGAAUUCUCCCGACUCAAGUAUGCAGUUACGGCCAAAAACUGUAUGCAUGGAUUCACCCUUCCAGAGCAGGAGGGCGGUGGGAAGUCGGGGACUCGGCUCAAGAUCAAGUAUGAACGGAAGAUCAAACUGUCCAUGAUUAAGGACUGGCUCUUAAGCCACCCAAGAAUCGUCAUUCCCGUUAUUGCUGCCCUGAUCGCUGCCAUCACAGUCACUAUCUUCGAUCCAAUGCGCACUUUCUUCAUUGAAAUGAAGAUCAAGUCAACUGCUCAGGGCGAAGACAACAAUGCGAUCCAGUGGAUUCGCAAACAGGUCAGCAAGGCAAACAUGAUGUAUUUCGGCCAUAAAAGGGCGGAUCCACGCGGCCUAACAGCCAUCUGGGAGGACCGCCAGGACGAUAUCACCCGACUGCAAUCCUGGUUGAUGGAGAACGUAGAGACCUUUAUCGUCGUGCAUGGGCCCCGUGGCUCGGGCAAGCGGGAACUGGUGCUCAAUCGGGCACUAAUUGACCACAAAUACAAGAUAGUGAUCGACUGUAAGCAGAUUCAAGACGCCAGGGGCGAUACUGCAAAGAUCGCGAGGGCAGCCAGUCAGGUUGGCUAUCGACCAUUAUUCUCAUGGAUGAACAGCAUCAGCAGCUUCAUCGAUCUUGCUGCGCAGGGUAUGAUCGGGACCAAAGCAGGAUUUUCUGAAACUUUGGAUGCUCAGCUCAGCAACAUCUGGCAGAAUACAGCCACUGCUCUGAAAAAGGUUGCCCUAGAGAACCGGAGGAAAAAUGACAAGGACUCCCAUCUGACCGACGAGGAAUAUCUCGAGGCCUAUCCCGAACUUCGCCCAGUCGUGGUGAUUGACAAUUACUUGCAUAACGCAUCUGAAAAUAGCGUCGUGUACGAUAAGAUCACCGAGUGGGCUGCCGGGCUGACAGCUGGAAAUAUCGCGCACGUCAUAUUCCUCACGACUGAUGUCUCUUUCGCCAAACCUUUGAGCAAAGCUCUGCCGAACUCCGUGUUCCGGACAAUAGCUCUAGGCGAAUGCUCCCUUGAUGUCGGUAGGAAGUUCGUGAUGAAUCAUCUCAACUAUGAGGCAAGGGAUGGGAAGGCCCACCCACAACAUCCUGAAGAUUUAGAGGGUCUGGACGACUGCAUCCAGAUAUUGGGAGGCCGAGUAACAGAUCUUGAAUUCAUGGCUCACCGUGUUCAGGCAGGAGAGACACCACGAGGUGCCGUCAAUCGCAUUGUCGAACAGUCGGUCUCGGAGGUCCUCAAGAUGUUCUUAUUGACCCCCGAGACUAUGGAGCAGCAGUGGACCCACGAACAAGCCUGGUUCCUGAUCAAGAAACUUGCAAAGUCUAAAGAUGGAGAACUGUCGUAUAACGAGAUUGUCAUCUCAGAUCUCUUUAAGGACAAUGGCGAGAUCACUCUCCGCGCUCUCGAGCAUGCCGAGCUCAUUUCUAUCACCUCCGCCAAUGGCUGCCCCCGAAUCAUUCGGCCAGGACGCCCUGUUCUUCUAGCAGCGUUCAAGAAAUUACUUGACCACAAGCCAUUGAGCAGCCGCAUGGAUCUUACAAUUAUUGCUCAGAUGAUCAACAAGGAGAAUAAGAGCAUUGGAAAGUAUGAGGAGGAGCUCAGCCGGCUAGGCUCCCUUCCCAAGCAGCCUCGGGAACUGACAACCAGGAUUCAAUGGCUGCUCGACAAAGUGUACAGUUCGCAGAACAAGAUUGCCAAGUAUGAGAAGGAAAGCGCAUUCCUACAAAAGGUACUGCAGAACGAGCAUUGA
Aspergillus clavatus NRRL 1 is the source of this 2334-nucleotide messenger RNA. RefSeq names its product putative RNA12 protein (gene yme2). Lineage: Eukaryota; Fungi; Ascomycota; Eurotiomycetes; Eurotiales; Aspergillaceae. Gene Ontology annotation, molecular function: RNA binding. The coding region runs from base 1 to 2334 and encodes 777 amino acids. The record is from RefSeq and is a predicted model, not a curated record. Gene Ontology annotation, cellular component: mitochondrial inner membrane. The transcript is spliced from 3 exons.